Molecule: messenger RNA, 483 nt
Organism: Xyrauchen texanus (razorback sucker)
Lineage: Eukaryota; Metazoa; Chordata; Actinopteri; Cypriniformes; Catostomidae
Gene: mrpl41
Product: mitochondrial ribosomal protein L41
Biological process (GO): translation
Cellular component (GO): mitochondrial large ribosomal subunit
Molecular function (GO): structural constituent of ribosome
Source: RefSeq, a predicted model, not a curated record
CUAAGACGCGUAACGUAGGAACAGAAGGGUCUUGUUGAAGGCAGACUGUUCAAGGUUGUUGCUGCAGAAAAAUCAUAAAUGGGGGUGCUGUCAGCACUGACGCGGGGGCUCGUGAGAGGAGCUGACAGAAUGGCAGAGUUCAGGAGUAAGCGUGGCCCUAGGACAUUCUACAAGAGCAGAGGAGCCAGACCCACCGGAGUGCUUACCUCCAGCAGAAAAUUCAUACCUGUACAGACCAUGAUACCAGAGUUUGUGGCGCCUAAUUUGGAAGGAUUUAACCUGAAACCCUAUGUAUCAUACAAGACCCCAGAAGGAACAGGGCAGCCCAUGACUCCAGAGGAGCUCUUCACUCAGGUGGUGGCUCCACAGAUUGAGAAAGACACUGAGGAGGGUGUUUUCAACAAGGACAAUCUUGAAAAAUACAGGUUAGAAAAGGGAAAGUUGUUCAAGUUGCACCCCAAGAACUUUGUUCGUUAAGUAGAC